GACCUGUCUGUGCCACAAAUCAACCGCUUGCUUGAUCUUCUUCACCUCUGUCUGUCCUGUUUCGAAUACAAGGGAAAGAAAGCCCUGCAGAGGAUAAACAGUCUGACCUUUAAGAAGUCUCAGGACAUGAAGGCCCGUCUGGAGGAGGCCAUACUGGGCACCAUCGGCGCAAGACAGGAGAUGGUCCGUCGCUGCAGAGAGCGCAGUCCUUACGGAGGUCAGGAGAACGUCCGCUGGAGGAAAAACGUCACUCACUGGAGACAGAACGCAGACAGAGUGGACAAAACCAAGGCAGAGUUGGCGCAGGAGUCGGUAGUGGAUGGAAACUUGGCGACAGAAGCUGCUCUCAUAGCCCUGGACACACUGGAGAUCAUUGUCAAAACGGUGGUAAUGUCAGAGCUGAAGGAGAGUGUUUUGGGUGGUGUGCUGAGAGUCCUCCUCCACAGUAUGGCAGGAAACCAGAGCGCACUCUUCCUGCAGCACUGCUUCAGCACACAGAGAGCUUUGGUCUACAAGUUCCCAGAGAUGCUGUUUGAGGAGGACACUGAGCUCUGUGCCGAUCUGUGUUUGCGGUUGCUGCGGCACUGCAGCAGCAGCGUGAGCUCCGUACGCAGCCACGCCAGCGCCUCCCUCUACCUGCUCAUGAGACAGAACUUUGAGAUCGGCAACAAUUUCGCCCGUGUCAAGAUGCAGGUUACCAUGUCUCUGUCUUCACUCGUGGGAACCUCGACGAAGUUCAAUGAAGAGCAUCUGCGACGCUCUUUAAAAACUAUUCUCACAUAUGCCGAGGAUGACCUGGAGCUCAGAGAUUCCCCCUUCCCUGAGCAGGUGCAGGAUCUCGCCUUCAACCUCCACAUGAUUCUAACUGACACUGUGAAGAUGAAGGAGCACCAGCAGGACCCAGAGAUGCUUAUAGACCUCAUGUACAGGAUUGCUAAGGGCUAUCAGAACUCUCCUGAUCUGAGGCUCACGUGGCUGCAGAACAUGGCAGGGAAGCACUCAGAGAGAGGGAACCACGCGGAGGCAGCACACUGUCUGGUGCAUAGCGCCGCCCUUGUGGCGGAGUACCUCAACAUGCUUGAAGAUUGCCGCUACCUCCCUAUCGGAUGCGUGUCAUUCCAGAGUAUUUCGUCCAAUGUGCUGGAGGAGUCUGCGGUGUCUGAUGAUAUUCUGUCCCCAGAGGAGGAGGGCAUCUGUUCAGGGAAGUACUUCAGUGAGUCUGGGCUCGUGGGACUUCUGGAGCAAGCAGCUGCUUCUUUCAACAUGGCUGCCAUGUACGAGGCCAUAAAUGGAGUCUACAAAAUCCUUUGUCCCAUUCACGAGGCCAACAGAGACUUUAAGAAGCUGGCCUCUGUCCACGGCAAACUGCAGGAUGCCUUCAACAAAGUAUACAAUCAGAGCUCAGGAUGGGAGAGGAUGUUUGGCACCUACUUCCGUGUGGGCUUCUAUGGAUGCCGCUUUGGAGAUCUGGACGAGCAGGAGUUCGUCUAUAAAGAGCCUUCCAUCACCAAACUAGCUGAGAUCUCACAUAGACUGGAGGAAUUUUACUCUGAACGAUUUGGUGAUGAAGUGGUGGUGAUCAUCAAGGACUCCAACCCUGUUGACAAGAACAAACUGGACCCAAAUAAGGCGUACCUGCAGAUCACAUAUGUUGAGCCCUUCUUCGACACUUACGAGCUGAAGGAGCGCAUCACUUACUUUGACAAGAACUAUAACCUGCGCACGUUCAUGUACUGUACACCGUUCACGCUGGACGGUCGGGCCCACGGCGACCUGCAUGAGCAGUACAAACGCAAGGCCAUCCUCACCACCUCCCACGCCUUCCCCUACAUCAAGACCCGCAUCAACGUCAUCCACAAAGAGGAGAUCAUUCUGAUGCCGAUGGAGGUGGCGAUUGAGGAUAUGCAGAAGAAAACACAGGAGCUGGCCUUCGCAACCCAUCAGGACCCCGCUGACUCAAAGAUGCUCCAGAUGGUGCUUCAGGGUUGUGUUGGCACCACUGUUAAUCAGGGUCCGCUGGAGGUGGCUCAGGUCUUCCUGUCUGAAAUUCCUGAGGACCCCAAACUCUUCCGGCAUCACAAUAAACUGCGCCUCUGCUUCAAGGACUUCACUAAAAGGUGUGAGGAUGCUCUGAGGAAGAACAAGUCUCUGAUCGGUCCAGAUCAGAAGGAGUACCAUCGAGAGCUGGAGCGGAACUACACUAAACUGAGAGAAGCUCUGUUUCCUCUUAUCAACCGGAAAAUCCCUCAACUCUACAGACCACUGCCUUUGCCAACCACACUAACACAGAGGAAUUCUCUCAGUCGAUCCAGUUUUCGGCGGGUGGAGUGCUGAGGUGUAGCGGAGCCGAGCGCGGGUGGAUGUAAAGCCAGACAUGAUCUCCCGCUCCAUCAUUCAACCCCCAGCCACACACUAAAACACACGGCACAUUCCUCUCUCAGGCACAAGCCCUCCUGAGCCAGUCUCUCUCUCCCGCAGCUUCAGUCUGUUUACUCUGAGAGGUUAUCUGCUGUAAACAGAGUCAUUAUGAUCUUCAUGGGCACAGCAGAAUAACCGGUCGAAGUAGUCAUCAGUAGAGAAAAACGAGCUUCUUGCUCAACGUCGGAGGUCAUUUUAGGUUCUAACCAGCACACGGCAUUCAGAUGCUCCUCUGCAUUUCCUCCUGCAUUUCCGCUGUUUGAUUUAUCUGCUUGCACUCAGUGGCUUAAAGCAUUUGUAAAAGCUCUGUCUUUUUGAAGACUAAGCACUGACAGACCGAGCCCAGAGACUGACUGACUCAGAGAAGACGUGUUUAAUCUUUCACGUCAUUUGCGCAAACUGUUUUUAAAUCUAAUUCUGCUGUUGGCUCAAGCAUUUAUUGCAAAAAAGCAA
Messenger RNA from Sinocyclocheilus rhinocerous, 2871 nucleotides. Its product is annotated as dedicator of cytokinesis protein 7-like. Gene Ontology annotation, molecular function: guanyl-nucleotide exchange factor activity. Bases 127 to 2334 code for a protein of 735 amino acids. The transcript is spliced from 19 exons. Gene Ontology annotation, cellular component: cytosol. Gene Ontology annotation, biological process: small GTPase-mediated signal transduction; positive regulation of GTPase activity. The record is from RefSeq and is a predicted model, not a curated record. NCBI's taxonomy places the organism in Eukaryota, Metazoa, Chordata, Actinopteri, Cypriniformes, Cyprinidae.